This is a messenger RNA of Episyrphus balteatus (marmalade hoverfly), 585 nucleotides long. RefSeq names its product protein C10. The transcript has a single exon. Gene Ontology annotation, biological process: post-embryonic development. Bases 56 to 406 code for a protein of 116 amino acids. The record is from RefSeq and is a predicted model, not a curated record. Lineage: Eukaryota; Metazoa; Arthropoda; Insecta; Diptera; Syrphidae.
AAAUAAACAAUUUUUGAGAAAAAACUUCUUUAACAUUUUUUUAAAGUUAAAAAAAAUGUCCUAUUUGGUGAAUUUCAACAAUGAUACUGCCAAGCAAAUUCUCAUCGACAUCAUCCGCACAGUUAAUCAAGCUGAAAACUCCAAGAAACUCUCAGAAGCCAAGGCUUCCGCUGGCAAAGAAAUGCUCCUCAUGAUGCAGCACGUUUUUCCAUUGGUAAUGCAAUUGCAGACGGAUGUUAUCAAAUCUUAUGGAUUCCCUGGCAAUCGGGAAGGUUUGGUGCAAUUUGCCCAAUUAGUUAGAGAAAUGGAAAGAGAAGAUGUUGAAAUUGCCAGAUUACGAAGUCAGAUUCGAGCUAUUUAUCUGCCACCGAUAGCAAUAAACACUACCAACGAUGUUUUGAUUUAAGACUCUCUCUCUCUCUUGUUGACUGACAACAUUUUAUUAUAAACAAAAUCUAGAUUAAAGUAUUAUUUUUUAUUUAAAUGCAUUUUAUUGAUGUGUUGCCUUAGAACAGGAAAAAAAAAACAAAUAAUUGUUCAAAUUUGAUUAAAAUUACCUACAUAAUAAAAAAAAGUUAAAAAUUA